Andrographis paniculata is the source of this 1450-nucleotide messenger RNA. RefSeq lists its product as uncharacterized. Lineage: Eukaryota; Viridiplantae; Streptophyta; Magnoliopsida; Lamiales; Acanthaceae. The coding region runs from base 270 to 1211 and encodes 313 amino acids. Gene Ontology annotation, molecular function: DNA-binding transcription factor activity; sequence-specific DNA binding. The transcript is spliced from 2 exons. Gene Ontology annotation, cellular component: nucleus. The record is from RefSeq and is a predicted model, not a curated record.
UUUGUCUUCUCGGCGAUCAAAUCCUUAAAUACUCGAUGAACAACGAUGUAUAUGACAAAUUAUUUGUGUAAGAAGAUGUGUGUGUAAGAGGGUUUCUAUAAGUUUUUAUUUUUCGAUUUUUUGUCAUUUUGAUCCAAAAGUCAGCUGAAAGAGAGCACAGCUACUGUUUUAUCUCUUCUUCUUCUUCUUUCGAUCUUGUUUAUUGUUCCGCAGCCGCGAAAGAAAAUAAAAUUCAGGUCAAUGAAGAGACAAGAAUAGUAACAACCACCAUGAAUGAUCAAAUCCAAAGAUCAAACAAAGAUCACAUCUUCCAAGCCAAGAAAGAAGAUGAUCAUCACAAUCAUCAUCAUCGUCAUCUUCUUCACAAUCCCAUCUCUUACAAAAACCCUAACUCCUCAAGUAGGCACUGGUCAAGCUACAAAAACCCUAGAAUCGUGCGCGUUUCUCGGGCAUUCGGAGGCAAAGACCGGCACAGCAAAGUGUGCACGGUUCGCGGGCUUAGAGAUCGCCGCAUCCGCCUCUCAGUUCCCACUGCGAUUCAGAUCUACGACUUACAAGACCGGCUCGGAUUCAGCCAGCCGAGCAAAGUUGUCGAUUGGCUAAUUGAUGCAACUCAAACCGACAUCGAGAAACUUCCCCCUCUCCCUAUAAUCCCUUCAAUAAUGGAUCAAGAAUCUCUGCCUCCACCACCACCACCACCAUUUCCGAACUUUUUAAGCUCGAAUUACGCCUUCAAAGAACCGAGCAAUGAGGGUUAUGGAGGAUCAUCAUACAUCCCACAAAUUCCACCACAAACCCUAAUUUCUUUGAACAACAUUAGCAACCACAACCAAACCUUGAACUUCCCCAACUUUUCUUACAACAACUUCCAUUGGGAUCCGAUUUCCGGCCAGACCGACGAUCUCCGGCCCCUUGGUGGUGGUGGUGGUGGUGGUGGAGGCUCCGAUUUCUACUUUUGCCCUUCAGCAGCUAUGGCUUCUUUUAUUCCUUCUGCAACUUCUUCUUCUUCUUCAAUGGAGAAUAGUAAUAAUAAUGGUGUCAAUGAAUUCAGACAAAUAAAUCUGCAGAAUCCAGCAGCAGCAGCUCCAUUUUUUCCGACAACGACCCUGAAUUUGAUCAACCCUAAUCCUGUUAAGUCCUUUGCUCAUUACGAAAGCUCCGAGGGCAGAAGACCUCUUGUAAAGGGCAACAAUGGCGAUGGCAAGUCAUGAUUUCGAUCGAGGAGGAUAAUGAUCCAAGUAAGGAAUCUUGAACUUACAUAUUGGGGUGGGUUGGAGGGGGUUAUUAUUUUUGCAAAAAGAAUAUAUAUAUAUAUAUAUGAUUAUUACAGCAAUUCUGGAUAUGUAGUAAUAGUUGAUUGAAUUGAGUUUAUAUAUAUAUAUAUAUAUAUAUGUUAUUGAAAUUUUACACUAUUACAUUAUUUGUGUGUCUAUUUUAAUGUAUGUGAAGU